GUCGGAAGAAAACUGGAUUACACGAGGAAGACCUCUCAGCGGAGACGCGAGAAACAAUGCACAGGAGCGCGCGGCGGCGGGCGCGCGGCGGCGGCGCGUCACUUGUAGCCGAGCUCCUCGAUGCGCCCGUUCUUCUCCGUGAUCUUCGCCUCGAGUUCAUCUACGCGUCCCUUCGCACUCUCAAACACGCGCUGGACUUCCGCUUCGUUCGCGAGGGAUAACGCAUCAUAAAUUGCGACGCCCAUGCCCUGCUUCGCUUGUUUGAUUUGCUGCUUCAGCAUAACGAUCUCCGCUUGUAAUUUCGACUUCUCGGCCGUCUUCUUGGCCGCGCUCGCGCCCUUCUUGGCGCCGUGGGUGACAGAUUCCCAAAAGGAUUUCUUCUGCUGGGGCGGGUCGGCGUCGGCCAUGGUCGCGAGGCGAGCGUGCGCGGUAGUGGUAAUCUGUGUCGUGCGGGCGACGCCGCUGGCGCAAGCUGUGGAGAGUUUAAGCUGUGGAGAGGCCCUAGCUACACAGGGAGUUCCUGCAGCUAAGACGACUUGCGGAACGGUAACCACUGCUGUUGCAAGCAAAAGAACGUCGCAGCGCGUCGUGAUGAGCGCAGAUGUGGCACAAAUGAGGAACUUUCCAAAU
This is a messenger RNA of Pelagomonas calceolata, 630 nucleotides long. The record is from the annotation of a GenBank genome assembly. NCBI's taxonomy places the organism in Eukaryota, Pelagophyceae, Pelagomonadales, Pelagomonadaceae.